AUGCCUCCCUCUUCGCACUCUUCUCAUACGAUGAUCAUGAAUUCGAACAGGCCCCAACCGUUUUAUCUGAUACCCGGACCCUACUCGCGCUUCGCCUGCUCCCUGUCCCGGCCUGCCCCCCUGAAAUCCAUCGCCAACAUGCCCCGAACCCCAUCGCUCGAGGACAUCGAUUCCCUGCCUUAUCAUGCCUUGCAAGCUGAAGCGGCAAAACACUCCAUCCGUCGUAACCUAGGGGCUGCAAAGCUCCGUGAAGCGCUCAAGCGUAUUCUGGGCGGUGAUCCGGACUCUGCCGACUUACCCCCGCAAUGGUUCAUAGCCUCCGCGAGACCUACGCCAGCCCCCGCCCAAGGCAAAGCACCCCAACCUGCCCGCGCUACCAAAACCAAUGCUCGUAUCACUGCUGCACAAAAGAAAAAAGCCACCCUCCUCGCACCGUCAUCCCCAGAAGCCUCCCGUGCCCGGCGCUCCCAACACCCACCUAGCCCCCAAGCUGCUCCCGCCCCUGUCACCGCCCAGUCACCCCGCCCCCUUGCACCUCGAUCAUCACCCGUCUCAAAAACCCCAGCUGGUUCACCUCCUCGCUCUCCCCUGCGCGCCUCGGCCAGGUCACCAGCUCCCCAUGCCUCCACGUCUCAGGCCCAAGCACAGGGCUCAGGCCGCACAGGUGAAACUUCUGGUGAGACUACAACCGCCUCUACCGCCAAAUUCAUCAGGGCAAUUCUCGAGCGGGGAAGGCUGCGAGGUCAAUUAGUCCCACCAUCCGAGUACACCAAUGCUGUUGGUGCUGGAAGUGAGGCACUACCAGCUGCUAUCCGACGAGAGGCCCAACGACUCGGCCUACCGAGAAGCAUCACCCAGACCAACAUCGACUUCAUCAGCUUCUUGAUCCGGGACACCCUUGAAGAACUCGACCGCGGCAAGUAUGUCUGGGCGGUUCUUUCGGCUAGCAGACAGCCCAUGCGGCAGUUCCCCCGUCAUCCUCCUGCUUCACCUUCCAACCCAGUCGACACCACCACUUACCACAACUACGGUUUCGCACGCUCCCCCGUCAACCCUCAAACACCAUGGCCCACUGGAGCUACCCCAGCAGUCCCAGGACCCCGCGGACCGUCUCCUGCGCGACCACAAUCCCGCGCUCAAUCUCCUGCGCGACCACAAUCCCGCGUACAUUCUCCUGCGCGACCACAAUCCCGCGUAGCUUCUCCCACGCGACCCAACCCGUCGCCUUCUCCUACGCGACAACAUCACUCGCCAGUACGAGUUUCGACUCCCCCCGCCGGACCGUUUGACCCGCCCUCGAUCGAUUCGAUCGACCUGCCACGAGAACUAUCGCGUUCCUUUGCUACCGAGCGAUUGAACAUCAGUGAUCCAACUCGCUCGCAACCCGCAUUACUCCACGCCGAUGAAUUGCUGGAGAGCUCGCUUUCUGAAUCUUCCGAAGAAGAAGCCCAAUCGCGCAGUUUCGUGGAAAACCUGCUGUCCGUUGAGACGGCCUUCCUCGAGCCCAGCCCCAGUGUCACCCCCUCCCGACGCAAACGCCGCGCAGCCGAAGACGAGUCUCCGACUCCUCCUUCAACCAAAAAGACCAAGCUCACGCCCGCCCCGCCCUCCCCUGGCCCCUCUCGCCCCAGUGCUCCUGGUCUCGCUGCUGGUCCCUCCCGCAGCAGUGCUCCAAGCCCCUCUGCCGGCCCCUCUGCCGGCCCCUCUGCCGGCCCCUCUGGGACCAGCGCUCCUGCCCCCGCGACCCAAUCCGAUGUGUCGAUGGCAUCCUCCACUCCCUCGGUCACUCCCCCGGCUCCUGCUUACAACUUCAAGCCCUUGAAGUUCUUCCCCACGGCCAAGAAGGCCCCCGCUAUCCCCCCGGACUCACCAUCCCCCGCAACGUCGCCAGAGUGUGCGCCAAGCAACCCUACUCUCUAUGGCACCGAGAACCACUACAUCGACGAUUCUACCACCCGGUUCAGCGAGCUCCUCCGAGGCUCCACCAGACUCUUGCCUUCUCCUUCCACCCGCAAAUCAAACCCUUCCUCCCAAAACAAAUAA
This is a messenger RNA of Puccinia triticina, 2043 nucleotides long. RefSeq lists its product as uncharacterized. NCBI's taxonomy places the organism in Eukaryota, Fungi, Basidiomycota, Pucciniomycetes, Pucciniales, Pucciniaceae. Bases 1 to 2043 code for a protein of 680 amino acids. The record is from RefSeq and is a predicted model, not a curated record. The transcript is spliced from 3 exons.